Messenger RNA from Chaetomium globosum CBS 148.51, 828 nucleotides. RefSeq names its product adenylate kinase. Gene Ontology annotation, cellular component: mitochondrion; cytoplasm. NCBI's taxonomy places the organism in Eukaryota, Fungi, Ascomycota, Sordariomycetes, Sordariales, Chaetomiaceae. Gene Ontology annotation, biological process: ADP biosynthetic process. The record is from RefSeq and is a predicted model, not a curated record. Bases 1 to 828 code for a protein of 275 amino acids. Gene Ontology annotation, molecular function: AMP kinase activity; ATP binding. The transcript is spliced from 4 exons.
AUGGGAUACCUCGACGACGAAGUUAAGCGCCUUCAGGGCAUCAUCUCCAACAUCGAGGGCCGGGUGCAGGCCCUGGAGAGCAGGCAACUGGGCGGUAACCAGAAGAAGACGGCGGAGGAGAUUCGCAUGAUCCUCAUCGGCCCUCCCGGCGCUGGCAAGGGGACACAAGCACCCAAGAUCAAGGAGAAGUUCAACUGCUGCCACUUGGCGACCGGUGACAUGUUGCGCUCGCAAGUCGCCAAGAAGACGACUCUCGGCCGGGAAGCUAAGAAGAUCAUGGAUGCGGGCGGCCUUGUCAGCGACGACAUCGUCAUUGGCAUGAUUAAGGAGGAGCUUGAUAACAACAAGGAGUGCAAGGGCGGCUUCAUUCUCGACGGCUUCCCCCGCACUGUCCCCCAGGCCGAGGGCCUUGACAAGAUGCUGCGCGAGCGCAGCCAGUCGCUGCAGCAUGCCGUGGAGCUCAAGAUCGAUGACCAGCUCCUGGUCUCCCGCAUCACCGGCCGCCUGGUCCACCCCGCCAGCGGACGCAGCUACCACACCACCUUCAACCCGCCCAAGGUGCACAUGACGGACGACAUCACUGGCGAGCCGCUCAUCCAGCGCAGCGACGACAAUGCCGAGGCCCUGAAGAAGCGCCUUGCCACCUACCACAAGCAGACCGCCCCGGUCGUCGACUACUACAGGAAGACGGGUAUCUGGCAAGCCAUUGAUGCUGCCCAGGCCCCCGGCCAGGUCUGGAAGAGCCUUCAGGCCAUCUUCGACGGCGACAAGGCCAAGGCCAAGAAGGCUGGCAGCGGCCUCCUGAGCAAGCUCACGCCCAGCUCGUAG